Molecule: messenger RNA, 1293 nt
Organism: Talaromyces proteolyticus
Lineage: Eukaryota; Fungi; Ascomycota; Eurotiomycetes; Eurotiales; Trichocomaceae
Exons: 4
Coding region: 126-914 (262 amino acids)
Molecular function (GO): oxidoreductase activity
Source: RefSeq, a predicted model, not a curated record
UGGCAAGAAGCGCAAGACAAAGAAGAGUUGUCAUAUAUGGACUUUCUGAUCGUCUUGCCGUGUUUGCUUUACUUUUGAGACCAUCUCGAAGCUCUUUUCGUUUUCAAUACAUAAUUUUUCUGAUCAUGGAUAUCCAAAACCUCUUCAAUGUCAAAGGCAAAGUCGUCCUGGUGACCGGCGGGGCAAAAGGCAUUGGUCGGAUGAUUUCCGAAGGAUACAUAAUCAAUGGAGCUACAGUUUACAUCUCGUCUCGCGACGCCAAGGCAUGCGAACAGGCCGUCAACGAUCUGAACGCCUUGGGCAAGGGUACUGCGCAUGCCAUUCCCGCCGAUUUCUACAAGGAGGAAGACAUCAAAAGACUCGCCGAGGAGCUUGGAAAGCGCGAGAGCAAACUCCACGUCCUCGUGAACAACUCCGGAUCGAACUGGGGUGCUCCCUACGACGAAUACCCAUCUGCGGCAUGGACACGCGUCCUGACACUGAACCUCCACCGAGUCUUUGACCUCACGAAACUCCUGACCCCCUUGCUCGAAAAGGGUGCUAGCGAAGGUGAUCCAUCCCGGAUUAUCAAUAUUGGAUCGGUGGAUGGACUGCGGGUGCCUGUUUUGGAAACCUUUGCAUACUCUGCAUCUAAAGCUGGGCUGCAUCAUCUUAGUCGGGUGCUGGCGAGUCAUCUGGGGAAGAGGAACAUCACGUCGAACACGCUCGCGUGCGGUCCGUUCCGGAGUAAGAUGAUGGCAGCGACAUUGCGCGAUAUGGAGGAGGUUAUCAAAUCAGGCAUCCCCCUCAACCGGAUUGGCACACCGGAAGACGUGGCUGGCGCGUGUCUCUUCCUGAGCAGCCGGGCUGGGUCGUAUGUGACGGGGGCUACGAUCACGGUUGACGGUGGCUCGGUCGUGGGCACCAAACUAUAACUUCGUGUAUACUAUACAUAUGUGCGUUAGCAGCCACUGUCCAGUCGAAGCCCAUCACUAUUUUUAAUGUUCUAUUAUAUGAUCAAUAUUUAAUCAAUCAUUGAUCAGUGUUGAGCACUCACCAAACACUGUGAGAAUGCUCCCUGAGCGCUAUGUCUGGUCUUAUUCUUACCAUGCAUCUCACUUUUAUGCGAUCGCUUCUUUCAAUUCCCCUCGUAAACCCAGUUUCCUCAGGUUUCGGAUUUAAUUGGCGCCUGGCCGUACAUUAAAGUAUUUUGUUGUCAGGCAGUUUUGCACCUCUUCCCAGACUUAGAUCUUAGCCUUGACUUUAUGUCUUGAUACAAUUCAAUUCUGGCUCGAUUUUAAGAGUCUCUCCGUU